AUGGCAACGGUAAAGGAAGAAGAUCAAGAAGAUGAAAAUAUCGACCUUACUGAUGAUGAAGAAACUUCAUCAAACGAAUUAUUUAUUAGUGAUCCCCCACAGACUUUUUACAUAAAUCCGGAAGACAAUUCUAAAGACGAAUUUUUUAAGAAUAAUAAAAGAGGUUUCAAAAAUCUAGAAAAUAAAAUUAAUCGCGUCUUAGAAACUUUCGAAUCAUGUAAUGAUAUAAAUUUAGCAUAUUUAUUAGAGCCCUUAAGAAUAGUUCAUGAAGCAUAUGUUAAGAGCGGAUAUCUAAAACCAAACACACGCACGUACAAAUUUAUCAUUGGUGACAAAUUUGUCAAAGUAAAAUUUGAUUUUAGAAAAAAUGAUAAAAAAAUCACUAAAAAAAAAACAAAACAACAAAGAACAGAAUAUGGACUUUUAGUAAAUAAACAGCCAAAAUCAGUCAAAAUUAUUAUCUCUGCAAUUGAUGCAAGUAAUAUUUACAUUAAUUCAGUAUUGUCUCGUUGGGAUAGUUUACCAGAGCCUUAUAAUGAAGAGGAUGCAAUUCAAGAUGUUGUAAAUAAAGAAUCAGGAACCACCCUUGACAAAAAAUUAACCAGGGUGUUGCAUUUAAUGGAAAAGAGUUUUACUAAUGAGUUGUUUAAUAAAGAAUAUCUUGAUAUUCCAAAACAACUGAUUUUUGCGUCAUUACUCCUUAAAUGCUGCGAUCAAAAUCCCAAUACACAGUCAAAGAAAAAAAAAGAAAGCAAUUUUUUUUCUAAUACAAGUACCAUUAAAGAGCUUAUUAAUAACCUUACAGAUGAAUCCAUUGAUGAGCAAAUUGAAAAACCUGAAGAAAAACCUAGUGAAAUUUUCAGCGAAAUUAGUUCACGUGUAAAAAAUGCGAUAUCUAUGUAUAACAUAGUCAGUGAAACAACUAAUUUAUUAGUGUUUAAAUCUUUAUCUCUACAAGGUACUUAUGCUGAACAAUUGGCUAAACUGAAUGUAGUAAAAAGAUUUCAGCAAUAUAUUAGAGUAUCCGUACUAUUAGCCCUUUAUUGUAUUAACUUUGGUAUCGUUUUUUCAAUGGGUAAUCCUUUGGGCGGACCUAGGGGCUGGAAUGAUUUGAAUGAACUAAAUUUCAAAAAAGCAUUUUAUGUAGUAAAAGAUAAUGAGGACAAAUUAAAUAUUAAUCAUGAAGAUUUAGAAUAUAUUUUGCAAAAACCAACUCUAUAUACGACUAAUUAUGAAGAUUCUCAAUUCGAAUUUAGUGAACCAAAACAUACGCCAAGAGUUUUCGAUUUCCUUAAUACAAGGUUUCAACAACUUAAUUUAAAUGAUCUUGAAGGAGAUGAUGAUUUUGACGAUGAAAGAGAUGUUGAAGAGCACGAAAGAGAUGUUGAAGAGCACGAAAGAGAUGUUGAAGAGAACGAUGAAUAUAUGCACGAUGUAAACAAUGAAAGCAACAAUGACAUAAGCAACAAUUUAAGUCAACCAAAAAAUACCAGAAAAUUAACACUAAAACAUGACAAAAAUCAAUUUCUAAAGAAACUGGAGGCAUUUUCAGAAUUCAUAAAUCUCAUUUCAGCAGAUCCAAUGAUUUAUGAACGAAAUAAAAAUUACAUAAAUUCAAUUUCAAUAUCAUUACAAACUCUUAGAUCUAUUUCUUCGCCAACAAAGAGUGCUGUUGAAGGUAUGAGUAGAAAAACAGUAAAACUUAGUAAAGCAGUAUUCAACUUUUUAAAAGAGGAUUGGAUGAACAACAUUGACAAUGGUUUAUUCCAAAAUACAAGAGAUUUUUUGAAUACACAAAAUAAUGAAAACGUGGAAAAGAAAUGGUACUCGAAAUUUCAUGAAAUCAUUAAAAACGAAAUUUCAAUAGGUUAUAAUUAUUUGAAACAAAUAUCCUCAUUGAACCCAAAUAAUUACAAUCAAGAUCAACUUUCCGUGAUUAUGAAUUUGAUAAAUAAUUUCGAAAAUGAAUUUACUACAAGUGAACAAUUAAUGAAGCCUGAGCUGAUAACUAGACAUACGACAAUAAUUAAUCAAAGGGCACAAGAUUUUCUUGAACAUUAUAGCAACUAUCUGAAUAAUUAUGUAGAAAAUCUUGGUGAAAUGUAUUCUCAAGAAAUUGAAGAAGUUAAGAGUUACUUGAAUGAACUUUUAAGCAACAGAGAUAAAUAUAGAUUGUUUAUUGAUAACCCUACUAGAAUAUAUGAUUUAGACGAAAUGAUUAAAGCUAAGAUAUUAUCACUUUACAAUAAUUUUAAAGAUAACAACUGGGAUACCUUUACAAGUGCAGGUUAUGAUGAAAGCUUAAAUGAUGCUGUAUCUGAAAUAGAGCAAAAGAUUGAAACGAUAUUAGCAAAUUUCAAUAAUCAAAACGAGCCUUAUCUUAAAAUAGCAAAUGACUUGACUCAACUUAUUAAUGUUGGUAAUAAUAUCAUCGAAAACAAUCCAUAUGAGCUAUAA
Racocetra persica is the source of this 2457-nucleotide messenger RNA. Lineage: Eukaryota; Fungi; Glomeromycota; Glomeromycetes; Diversisporales; Gigasporaceae. The record is from the annotation of a GenBank genome assembly.